GGUCUUUGGACAGCCCAGCUUCUAAUGAUGUGGCAGACGGCAGUUAUCGCUUUACUCUUCAGCUGCACAAUGAUUGCACAGACCAGCAGCACAAACACUUUGAAGCAUCUGAGGAGUGCACCAUUAAAUAGCCCCCUGCCAAGACAACGUGUCAACCAGUUUGCCAAAGCGGCACAACGUAAUGACAAUGACACGGAUACUAGAUUGCUGCGACUCACAGAAAAACACAACAACAUGACGGAUCAUUACCUCUGCUGCCUUCAUGUUAAUAUUCUCGAUUUCUACCUCCACCAAGUCAUGCUUCCUUCAGAGCCAUUAGAGAUUAAGUAUCCGAUUUCAAGGACUGUGACCGAAGAUCUCCACAGGAUUGCUAAAGACCUGAAAAUCUGCAUGACCAAAAAUGGGAAGUAUGACCGGCACUUGCAUACCUUUAAAGAAGAAUACAAAAAGCUGGGGAGACAAGGACAGACCAAAGCUCUUGGGGAGCUGGACAUUCUGUUUGAGUAUCUGACUCGGUUCUGCCGUGAGAAGAGAAGUCAAUGAAGAAGUUGAGUGCAGGAGCCGCAGUGAAACUCUCAACCGAAAUUUAUAAGGACCUAGAGUAUUGUGCAAUUUCUCGAAUAUUCCUACAUUAGCAUUUUAAAACCUGUUGCUUAAUUAACUACUUUGAUUUCAAUCAUUACAGUUAUGAAAU
Messenger RNA from Polypterus senegalus (gray bichir), 694 nucleotides. RefSeq names its product interleukin 22 (gene il22). The coding region runs from base 25 to 543 and encodes 172 amino acids. Gene Ontology annotation, cellular component: extracellular region. The transcript has 5 exons. The record is from RefSeq and is a predicted model, not a curated record. Lineage: Eukaryota; Metazoa; Chordata; Cladistia; Polypteriformes; Polypteridae.